AUUUUUAAUAUUAUUUCUUUAGUGUCUGCUUGAACUUGUUUCUCCCUAUGUUCCUUCACACUGAAAGUCUGUCUGUUAGCAUAAGAGAUCUGUUAAAGGAUGGGCUAUAUAGUCUGCAGCAUUUCAUAAUUAUAAACUCUAAGUUGUAUAUAUUAGAAGUGCUGUAGAGGUUGCCAAAGUGUAGGAUAUGUACUGCGGUGUUGAUUUUCAUAGAGAUCAUUGAGAAAAGUUUUAACUGCAGUUCUGGUUGUCCCAGGAUGUAUUUUAAAUAGUGUUUCUUGGAAUAGUUGUGUUAAGGUAUAGGCACGUAUUUAUGAGACUUGGAAAUAACAGCUUAUUUUGCUGCUUCUUGGCUGGGACACACUUGUGUCUGAGUACGUGGCAACCCUGGAACUGAAGACUCCAUCUGUCCUGGAGUUUAAUCAAGGAAAUAGAUUUCAUUUUUUUAUCUUAAAUCUGAACAAACACACCAAUCUUUCACAGUAGUUCCUGAAGGAAACGCUAAUUGGUUAUUCUGUAGGAGACCUCCAAGUCAAGGGCAGCUGCCUAGAUGUAGUGUACUCCUUGGAAGUGUUUGUCUUUUGAAUGAAACUCAGAAGUGUGGGUUUGCCUCCCAACUACUACUCAGGAUUCAUAGAGUUCUCUUAUGACUUGACUAACUUGCUUCCAGUUGACCUCUGAAGAGCAUAAAGACUCCGUGCUAGGACAGAUGAAAUAUCCGCGCACCCCCUGUCCUGAUUCCGAGAGUCGGGGGAACCUGCGGGGUCAGGGUGGGUGUGCAGUGCAGCUCUCCCCCUGUUCUGUCCUGGCCACCACAGCCAGUGGUACUGUCUCUGUUCAGCAGCUCUUUGUGGAGCCUUUACUUUUGAAAGCAGCCCAUGCACCCCCGUUGUUAGCACUUCCUCCAAAGCAAGACCUAGUUGAUUUCAUUAGAAGAUACAAACAGGGAAUAAUAAACCCGGUAUCUGCCUUGCAUCAGUUUGCACAAAUGCACCAUGUACAACUUGAAUUGAAAGAAACUAGUGUGGCAGGUGAUGUCAUAAGGCCUUAUUUUACAUUUUGUGCUGUGUUAGAUGGUGUUAGCUACAAGGCUGGCCUGGGAAAAAACAAGAAGGAAUCUAAAUUAAAUGCAGCUAAACUGGCUCUUGAUGAGCUACUUAACUUGGAGCAUACAGGGGCAGAGGCUUCUGAGAAGUCAGAUCCUGCCUGUACUCCUGCUGAGCCCCAAACUGCAGCAAAUUCGGUUUACAUUUCAAGGAUCCGUUUUGAAGGAAGACAGCUUAUAUAUCAAAAACUUUCACAAACACUUGAAGAAGUAUUUAACAGCCUGACUACCGAAUAUCCGGAGUACCAAAGUUGUGGCAGUUCCCUGGCUGCCUUCAUCAUAGAAAAAGGUGGACAGCACGAAGUUGUAGCUCUAGGAACAGGAGAAUGUAAUUACAGCCGGUGCAUUCAGCCCUGUGGAAGAGUUUUGCAUGACAGCCAUGCCAUUGUUAUUGCAAGGCGUUCUCUAGUUAGGUAUUUUUAUAGACAUCUUAUGCUGUUCUAUAGUGAAAAUCCAGUGAGGACAGAGAAAUCCAUAUUUUGCCCAGCACCAGGCUCAAAGCUGCUUACCCUAAAGCAAAACACAACUAUUUUUCUCUACAUGAAUCAGCUGCCAAAAGGAGCUGCUCAGUUAAAAUCACAGAUCCAUCUCAAUCCACAGUCUCCAUCUGCUUAUGAAACUAAUGAAGACCUGAGUCUCCACGUUGCUAUAGAAGGCAAGAUUUACCUAAGUGUUUGUUGUCCACCUAAAACAGUUACAGCAACCAGUAUGUCAGCUAGUGAUAAAUUAACAAAAUGGGAAGUGGUUGGUCUUCAGGGAGCGUUACUGAGCCACUUCAUUGAACCAGUUUAUAUCAACAAUAUUCUUGUAGGAAGUGGAAAUUGCCAGGAUACAAGAGGGCUAGAAAUAGCUAUAAAACAGCGUGUUGAUGAUGCACUUACAUCAAAGCUUCCAAUGCCUUAUCUGGUCAACAGAUCUCACACUUACUUGGUGAAAGCUGCACACUCAAUUCAAAGAGACUUUAAACAGAGGUAUCUCAGUUUGAAUUGGUCGUUGUCAGAUGCAUCGUUGGAGGUUGUGGAUGCGUUAAAUGGAAAAACAACUGAAAGUUCACCAUUCAAAAGCGGCGCUUACAUGGCAAGUCGCCUUUGCAAGGCAGCAAUGUUUAGUCGUUUCAGAUUGCUUGCUAAGGAAGCAGAACGAGAUGAUUUGCUUCAAGCUGCAACAUACCACGAAGCUAAGACUCGAUCUGAAUUGUACCAGGAAGCUAAAACGUUGCUGCAGAACUACUUAGAGCAACACAGCUAUGGAUCCUGGAUUGUGAAGUCUUCAUAUACCGAACAGUUCACUGACUGACUGUGAGAUUGUAUGUAAAGUUGGUUUGGAUGCUUCCUUUCAGUAAAACAUAAUGCUGAUUAGUGAAAUGUUUAACCAUAGGGUUUAUAUUUGCAGCAAGAAAACAAUUCCAGAGCUGCUGCUUAUCAGUUUAAAUGCAGUUGUUAAAUCAUCUGUAACUGUUUAGGCUUUUCCAAAGGAAAAAAUCCUCUGUUUCCUUAUAGGUAGAAGUAUCAACUUUGCAAAUCUGUUUUGUUUUGCCACUCAGUGCCACUUCUUCUCUGGUCCUCAUGGAGUUAUUAACAUGUUUUUUUCCUUUUAGAUUCAGGAUUACUCUAUUGAUGAUUUCUUUUUCCCUGCCUUUUUUACAACUGUCUUUAAGAAAACAAGAAAAAUCAGUAAGUGUUUGAUUUAUUUAAAUUAAAAAGUGGUAUACCAAUGUGAGAAUCACUUUCAGGAACAAAAAUUGGCAAUCCUUUAUCUGUAGGCAUCCUUUGCUAGUCAGUUUAAGACUUUUCUUUUGUGUUUUUUGCCAUAUGACUUGUAGUUUACUACAUAUUGUUUAUGGUAGAAAGGUAAAAAAAAAUCUGCAUGUGCAAAUGUGAAACUUCAAAUUACCAAGAUGUUACUCAAGCUUUUUGUGACAAUCACUGUUUUUGGUAGUGGACUUAAAGCAUUUUAAAGGCAUCAAGGUUGUGAAUAACAACAUAGUGUGACAUAGUACAGAAGUUACCAGAAAUCAGGUUCCUUCACCUUUUGCCGGCUAUCCCAAAAACCAUUGGAUGUUAGUACUUGCAGGUUAGUUGGACUUCUCCACCCACAGACUACUUUAUCACUGUGAUGACAAGUCCUUGCAAAAUUGUCUGCAUACAUAAUAAUCUGGAAAAUGCUGCCUGUGGAGAGGACAGUUUCUUCCUUGUGAGUUAUGGUAAGAAAAGUUGAAUAUGUUGACAUUAUAAUGAUGUUUAUAGGGGUGUUGUUGAAUACCAUACUUGGGCUUCUGUGUGAUAUUGUGAAAUGUUAGUGUAUUGCAGCUAGGUAGUAUGCUUUCAUUCUGUUACUGGAUCUUUUUAUAUCCUACAAGUGUAGGAAGCUGUUAUGUAAUGUUUUCAUACAUUAGUAAUAGUAUACAGUUGUGGUGGUGUUUCACCUUCUUAUUGUUAAUCCAUUUUUGUAACAAGUACGUGGGUCUUUGCAAUAGGUGAUCUGUUGCUUUUCAAGUGGUUGAAAUUCACUAACUUGUUACUACUCUGUCCUUGACCAUUUUUUGCAAUUUUGCUAUUUAGUUUUCUGUUACUGUCUUGUAACCUGGGGGGAGUGGUGUGCUGGUGGUUGGUUUUUUUUGGUCUUUUUGUGGCACAUACUCCACAGAAUAUUUGCUCCAUGUAAUAUUUCUUUUCCAAGAAUGCUCGAGAGUGGCUGUCGUAUUCCAGGCUUAGAGCAUAGUGUUGCUGUUUUUCAGGAAUAUUAAACAAUAAAUUUUCUU
This is a messenger RNA of Columba livia (rock pigeon), 3866 nucleotides long. RefSeq names its product adenosine deaminase domain containing 1 (gene ADAD1). The transcript has 11 exons. Gene Ontology annotation, cellular component: cytoplasm; nucleolus. Gene Ontology annotation, biological process: adenosine to inosine editing; RNA processing. Gene Ontology annotation, molecular function: tRNA-specific adenosine deaminase activity; double-stranded RNA binding; double-stranded RNA adenosine deaminase activity. Lineage: Eukaryota; Metazoa; Chordata; Aves; Columbiformes; Columbidae. The record is from RefSeq and is a predicted model, not a curated record. The coding region runs from base 710 to 2401 and encodes 563 amino acids.